This is a messenger RNA of Arachis duranensis, 1302 nucleotides long. Its product is annotated as lysine histidine transporter 2-like. Gene Ontology annotation, cellular component: plasma membrane. The transcript is spliced from 8 exons. NCBI's taxonomy places the organism in Eukaryota, Viridiplantae, Streptophyta, Magnoliopsida, Fabales, Fabaceae. Bases 103 to 1302 code for a protein of 399 amino acids. The record is from RefSeq and is a predicted model, not a curated record.
GAUGAAGUUGACAAACGACAAAAGAGCCUUGAAGAAUGGCUUCCAAUCACUGCUUCAAGAAAUGCAAAAUGAUGGUAUUCUGCAUUUCACAAUCUGACUGCCAUGGUGGGCGCCGGUGUUCUGAGCCUUCCGUAUGCAAUGGCACAUAUGGGAUGGGGUCUUGGAAUCACGGUGAUGAUCUUGUUAUGGGUUAUCACGCUGUACAUGCUCUGGCAAAUGGUUGAGAUGCAUGAGAUGGUACCGGGAGGGAAGAGACUUGAUAGGUACCACGAACUAGGUCAAGAAGCAUUUGGGGAAAAGCUUGCCCUGUGGAUUGUGGUUCCCCAACAACUGCUGGUUGAAGUUGGAACAUGCAUCGUCUACAUGGUGACCGGAGGCAAGUCAAUAAAAAAGGUUCACGAAACCUUUUGCCCUGAAUGCAUGCAAAUCAAGACCAGUUAUUGGAUCAUGGUCUUUGCUUCUGUCAACUUCGUUCUUGCCCAGCUCCCCAACUUCAACUCUAUUUUUGCCAUCUCUCUCGGUGCAGCAGUGAUGUCUCUGACUUAUUCGUUCAUCGCUUGGGGUGCAUCCAUCAAGAAAGGGAUUACACCAGACGUGUCCUAUAACGUGAAGAUGAAAAGCACGAGUGAUGGUGUGCUCAAUUUCUUCUCUGCAUUGGGAGAUGUGGCAUUUGCAUAUGCAGGACACAAUGUGGUGCUAGAGAUUCAAGCAACAAUGCCUUCAACGGCAGAGAAGCCUUCCAAGGUACCAAUGUGGAAAGGGUGUAUUUGGGCAUACAAUGGAGUUGUAAUAUGUUACUUUCCUGUUGCCUUUGUUGGCUACUACAUGUUUGGAAACAUGGUGGAUGAUAACAUCCUCAUCACACUCGAACACCCUGCUUGGUUUUUUGUCAUAGCUAAUCUCUUUGUUGUCAUCCACGUCGUUGGAGGCUAUCAAGUGUUUGCAAUGCCAGUCUUUGAUAUGAUUGAAACUUAUUUGGUAACACGAUUGAACUUCUCACCUUUUUUCACCUUACGUGUCAUAAGUCGCACUCUAUUUGUUGGAAUCACAAUGUUAAUAGGAAUCCGCAUCCUAUUUUUUGGUUCUCUUCUUGGAUUUCUUGGUGGAUUUGCCUUUGCUCCCACCUUAUACUUUUUUCCAUGCAUCAUAUGGCUUAAGAUCAAGAAACCUAGAAAAUAUGGCUUGUCUUGGACAAUUAAUUGGAUUUGCAUUGUUAUUGGAGUAUUGAUAAUGACACUAUCACCUAUUGGUGCUUUGAGGAAUAUCAUUGUCUUAGCCAAGAACUACAAGUUUUUUUCAUGA